AUGGAGCCUCCACUUCCUAAUGAGCUACUAAAGAAGUUACUAGAGCUAGAGCAAAGCCACGAGCAUCUAAAGCAGGAGAUGUCUAGGCUCAAGGUUUCUACUGACCUUACUCAGCGACCACAGUAUCUGCCUGAGAGGAGAAACAUCGACGAGGGAGCUCCAGCGAGGAGGAAGAGCGUCCCUUCCUCCUUUCAGAAGCAGAAACGUAUCCAAGAUUCGACCAACUUGAAAGUUGGAGUAGGUAGAGGAAGAACAAGACCAUCAGCCACAAAGUUCACUAAUAAACAAUACUUCAAUAUCCUGCAGUCAAUUUCACAAUCUGUUCAUGUCUUCGAUCUUAAUAUGCAAAUAAUCUUUUGGAAUGCCAUGUCUGAAAAGAUUUAUGGGUACACAGCUGAAGAAGUAGUUGGGAAAAACCCAGUUGAUGUUAUGGUAGAUGAACAAGAUGCUCCUUUUGCUGUAAAAGUUGCUCAACGUUGUAUCAGUGGAGAGAGCUGGACCGGCGAGUUUCCUCUCAAGAGCAAAUCAGGGGAGAGAGUUUUAGCUGUGUGUACGUGUUCUCCCUUCUACGAUGAUGAAGGUUCUUUGGUUGGGAUCAUUUCUAUUACAGGUAACACUGAACCUUAUAUACACCCAAGACUUUCUUUGGCUACAUUAAAGGCCAAAGAAAGUGAAGAGAGCUCUAGCACUGGAAAGAAUAGUUUUGCUUCUAGACUUGGUUUUGGAACCAAAGGAGCUGGCCUUGACUCUCAUCAGCCUAUACAAGCUGCUAUAACAUCAAAGAUAUCAGAUUUGGCAUCCAAAGUAAGCAACAAGGUCAGGGCGAAGAUGCGAGCAGGUGACAAUAGUGCCACACUCUCUGAUGGUGUCUGCGGUGCUACUCUUUCUGACAACAGUGAAGAUGCAUCAUCAUGUAGUGGCAGCAUACAAAAAGUGGAUCUUAUAUAUCCUCCUUUUGGUGUAUUCUCAUGUGAUGAAAAGGCUGAGCAAGAAGUUUCAAAAGGAAGGCCAGGUCAUUCUGAAUGGACUUGGGUACAGAAUGAACAAGAAAAAGAUAAGUAUCAACAGAUUAAUCCAUAUUAUGAUGUUAACUCUGAAAGUGAUUCCUCUGAUAGUAGUAAGGCAUCCAAUAACGAGACUUCUAGUAUGUGGUCUUCUUCUGUAAAUGCAAACAGUACACGCAGCACUAGUACCUGUGGAAGUGCCACCAGCAGGGUUGAUACUGAGACUGAUUGCCUGGAAUAUGAAAUUCUUUGGGAUGAUUUGACAAUUGGAGAAGAUAUUGGACGAGGUUCAUGUGGAACUGUCUAUCACAGUCUCUGGUUUGGAUCUGAUGUGGCUGUAAAAGUUUUCUCCAAACAAGAAUACUCAGAAGAGGCUAUGCGAUCUUUUAGGCAAGAGGUGUCUCUGAUGAGAAGACUUAGACAUCCUAAUGUACUGCUCUUUAUGGGAGCUGUGACUUCACCUCCACGUCUCUGUAUAGUGUCAGAGUUCCUUCCACGGCUCGUGGUUGCUGACUUUGGUCUUUCACGUAUCAAACAUGAAACAUAUCUAACCUCCAAGUCCGGGAAGGGAACGGUGAUAGGAGCUGUUGCGUUCAUGAACCAGAGGCUGGAGAUUCCAAAGGACAUUGAUCCUCGUUGGAUCUCGUUGAUAGAGAGCUGUUGGCACAGCGAUACAAAGCUGAGACCCACAUUCCAAGAACUGAUGGAGGAACUAAGAGACAUGCAAAGAAAGUAUACAAUACAGUUCCGAGCGACACGUGCUGGGUUACUUGACAACUCUCUCCUCGACGACAACUAA
Molecule: messenger RNA, 1803 nt
Organism: Eruca vesicaria subsp. sativa (arugula)
Lineage: Eukaryota; Viridiplantae; Streptophyta; Magnoliopsida; Brassicales; Brassicaceae
Source: the annotation of a GenBank genome assembly